Messenger RNA from Wallemia ichthyophaga EXF-994, 546 nucleotides. RefSeq lists its product as uncharacterized. The transcript has 3 exons. The record is from RefSeq and is a predicted model, not a curated record. The coding region runs from base 1 to 546 and encodes 181 amino acids. NCBI's taxonomy places the organism in Eukaryota, Fungi, Basidiomycota, Wallemiomycetes, Wallemiales, Wallemiaceae. Gene Ontology annotation, molecular function: ubiquitin binding.
AUGGAAGAUUUAUUUAGCAUACUGAUAGCUGUUGGAGCUAUAUACGGAUUCUAUAGAUGGUUCAACUCGAGCACAGCCCCAGCUAGCAGCAGCAGCAGCAGUAGCAAUGGCGGUGGCUUAUCCAAUAUCAGGCAAGCUGAUGUACAGGCGCUGCGUACACUUUUCCCCCAGAUAGACAAUUCAGCGCUUGUUUACGAUUUGAUGGAGACUCGGUCGAUUGAACGGACUGCAGAGAACGUGUUGCGUCGCGGGAGGCUGACUACGCCUCCAUACGGUUUUCAGCUGCCGUCGCAUCUCGUCGUCGAACCGCUUAGCGAAUCAUUGCCGAACAACACUGGUAACAGCACCAGUAGCACAAAGGACACACAUAAGAACCUCAUAAAGAAGUACAAUCUCGAGGACAAGGACGUGGAUUCUAUCAACGUCAAUAACGGCUGGGGGACAACAACCGGCGAGCGCGAUAGACAGUUUAAAGAGCGCAAGGCUAAGAUGAUCCUUGAGGCGCGUAGGAAGCUGAUUGAUAAGAAGAAGAGAGAGGUGGCUUAG